This is a messenger RNA of Menidia menidia (Atlantic silverside), 765 nucleotides long. The record is from the annotation of a GenBank genome assembly. NCBI's taxonomy places the organism in Eukaryota, Metazoa, Chordata, Actinopteri, Atheriniformes, Atherinopsidae.
AGGGAUAAAAUAUACAGAGAGAGGGAUCCAAUCCGGUUCGAGCUGGUUCUGGUAAUGGUCGAACGUUAAUGUUACGUUACAAACUGUCCUGUAAGUGUAGACUGAGGUGUACGGCUGACCCACAUUUCCUAUAGUUUUCUGAACAGUUAGAGGUUGUGUUGUCUUUGUAGCUCCGCCGCACAGUCUUAAGCAACAAUGGGAAGAAAAAAAUCUGCCACCGAUACCGAAGGAGGUGCAGAGCCAAGGCGAAAGUCUCAAAGGUUGUCAGAGAAAGAGACACAGCCGAAGCCACAGCCUGAAAAAACAAAGGCAACUCCAAAGGCCAAAAAAGUGAAAGAGCCAGCAAAGGCCAAGGUGGAGGAGAAGAAGAAGAAGGAAGAACCUCAGGCAGAGAAGGAAGUUCCUGCGGAAAACGGAGAAGCCAAACCAGAGGAGGCCACACCAGCAGAGGAGGAGGAAGAAAAAAAGGAAGAAACAGCUGAGGAGGAAGAGGAGGAGGAGGAGGAGGAGAAAACAGAUGACUAGUAGAGCCGGUGCUUCUUGUACCUUCUUUUGUUGUAAAAUGCAGAGAAUAUUUUUAUCCACUAUUUUCUUAAGACAGCAAUGUUUUUAAGGGUGUAAUUUGCAGUUUUUUUUCUUUUUUUUCUUUCUUAACUUUUCAUCGACCUAUCAUGGUUUCCGUGAAGGGAAUGGUUUCCUCUUGUUGUGUUCUCAUGAUUAUGUUAGGUUGUAGCUUUUUCUGCCUGAGAUGCAAUCAUGCCUUUA